Halichondria panicea is the source of this 625-nucleotide messenger RNA. RefSeq names its product protein mago nashi homolog. Bases 59 to 496 code for a protein of 145 amino acids. Gene Ontology annotation, biological process: RNA splicing. The record is from RefSeq and is a predicted model, not a curated record. The transcript has 6 exons. NCBI's taxonomy places the organism in Eukaryota, Metazoa, Porifera, Demospongiae, Suberitida, Halichondriidae. Gene Ontology annotation, cellular component: exon-exon junction complex; nucleus.
GCACCUUCAGCUCUGCCUUCAGCUUAGCUUUGUCUCCUCUCUUGUACUACACUAAGAAAUGGCAGACUUCUACUUAAGAUACUACGUGGGUCACAAAGGAAAGUUUGGUCAUGAAUUCUUGGAGUUUGAGUUUAGACCUGAUGGUCGGCUGCGAUAUGCAAACAAUUCUAACUACAAGAAUGACGUCAUGAUCAGAAAAGAGGUGACUGUGAGCAGAAUAGUGAGAGACGAGCUGAGGAAAAUCGUGGAAGACUCGGACAUAACGUCUGAGGAUGACAAGCUGUGGCCAGUGCCUGACCGAGUGGGAAGACAGGAGCUUGAAGUAGUGCUUGGUGACCAGCACAUAUCCUUCACCACCUCCAAGAUUGGUUCCUUAUUAGACUGCAAAUCAUCCAGGGAUGAAGAGGGCCUGAGAGCGUUCUACUAUUUGGUACAGGACAUCAAGUGCUUUGUCUUUAGUCUCAUAGGUCUCCAUUUCAAGAUUAAGCCUAUCUAGCACCUCACAACUGAACUAUGUCGCCACCACUUUUGCAUGAUAUAUUAUACUUAUAUACCCUUUUGUGCUGCUGUAUUGGCAAUGAUUUCUAUUGUGAUCUAAAAAAGUAAGGUUACCAUUUUGACAAAA